CUUAUGUUUAGAGGACGUGUCGAUUAAUGUGUAAAAUAAAAUUUAAAUAGAUCUUUAAAAAUUAUUUACAUAUUGUCUUUAAUGAGGCAUUCUAUAGCAGUGCAGUCGUGUAAUUUAAUUCUAUUAACAUACAAUCUUUAAUAUUAUAACGAAACAGUUUUCAUUCGAUACACCUUGACCGUAAACAAAGACAUUUUUUGGAUAAAUAACAAUGAAUGUGUUGGUUGUAAGGUGUAAAUGUGUAUGAGGGUUGGAGUUUUGAACUUGUCAAGGAUUUUAAUGCGAGGGAAGUGUUUCAAGAUGACCGGGGUGAGCAGGGACGCGCCGAUCGGUAUCCAAUGUUUACAAAAACUUAGCGGUUGGCUUUGUCCGCGGAUGCAAAUCAACAGGUUAAGAUGGUACCAAGGGGCAGUUCUAUUGUUGACAUACUUCACUUACAUGACAUACCACUUGACGCGCAAGCCGAUAUCCGUGGUAAAGAGUGUGCUGCAUCAGAACUGCAGCGGGUUAGUGCCCCCACCAGGCACUGAUACGUCAGACGACCAGUGGUGUAACUGGCCGCCGUUCAACACAAGUGACGCGAACACUCUGCUCGGUGCAUUAGAUUCUGCUUUCCUGUUUUCCUAUGCGGGAGCAAUGUUUAUUUCGGGCAUGGUGGCGGAGCGCGUGGACUUAAGAUAUUUCCUGUCACUGGGUAUGCUGGUCUCCGCCAUCUUCUGCUACCUCUUCGGCCUCGGGAAGACCCUCAGCAUACACUCCAUUUCAUUCUAUUUGUUAGUGCAGGCAGGAGCUGGUAUAGCACAAACGACAGGGUGGCCGGGGACUGUCGCCACUGUUGGUAAAUGGUUCGGAAAUAGUAAGAAAGGCUUAAUUUUCGGCAUUUGGAACUCUCACACGUCAUUGGGUAAUAUAUUAGGUACAGUAAUGGCGGCUGAAUUCGUAGAAGCAGAUUGGGCGUUGUCAUUUAUCUACCCAGCGUUGGGCAUGGGGUUUGUGGGCACUCUGGUCUGGUUAUUCCUGCCAUCGGAACCCAGACACGUGGGUUUGGUGAUAUCACCACGGCCUGAGUCCAGACAAUCACGAAGGUCUGAAGAUGAAGAGGAGCCAUCUCAAGUUAUAGUCGGAGACCAGGCGGCGAGCUUGCGUCCCAACCGCCAUUCAGCAAACGCACCACCGCCUCAGAGUGAUGAAGCAGAUGAGAGCACUGCCCUACUGAGGAGGCCUUCACGGGAGAACGGUGAAAGCGCGGUGUCCCUCUCCCGCGCACUCGCCAUCCCAGGAGUCCUCGAGUUCUCCCUCUCUCUCUUCUUCGCGAAACUCGUCAGUUACACCUUUCUUUAUUGGCUGCCUCUCUACAUAAAUACUUCGACGUCGCUAACGCCGAAGCAAUCGGGCGAGCUGUCGACGGCGUUUGAUGUGGGCGGUGUGCUGGGCGCCGUGCUGGCUGGCUUGCUGGCGGACUGCGCCGGCUGCCCAGCUCUCGUCUGCGCCGCAUUCUACACGUUCUGCGCACCCGUUUUGCUGGCGUACCAGCGCUGGGGCGCGGUGUCUUACGGGCUGAACGUGGCUCUGUUGGUGCUGGGCGGUGUGCUCGUCAACGGACCUUACGCGCUCAUCACUACGGCAGUCAGCGCAGACCUCGGUACUCACAGCAGCCUGGCUGGUGAUGCUAAAGCGCUGGCCACAGUCACCGCCAUCAUUGAUGGAACAGGAAGCAUAGGUGCGGCUAUAGGGCCGAUGUUGGCAGGCGUGGUAUCCUCAAGCGGGUCCUGGUCACAUGUCUUCUAUAUGCUCAUCUCCUGCGACCUGCUCGCUCUCUGUCUGCUGCUCAGGAUAGUGAAAUCGGAAGUGGUAAAACUACGUCAGGAGAGAAGAAUGGCCUCCCCCAGAAUAAUAAGGAUAGAAUAAAUUUAUCCAGUAUUAUUUUAGCAAAUUGUACACCAGUAUUGGAUAUAUCAAGUUUUCAAAUUAAACGCCCUUUGGUGCUAACACUUAUCUCCUUUAUUUUCUUUCCAAUAAAUGUGUUCCUAUAUAUUUUUUUUAAAUAAAAUAAUUAUUAAUAUAAUAUUUAAUUUACUCAAUUUAAAUAAAUAAAACAAUUAACAGACAAAUAGAUUCAAAGAUUAUAGAGUGGGUAUUACGAGCACUUUCUUUAAUAUAUUUUUAGAAUUGCAUUCAGUAUCGCUGUCUUACCGUGAGUUUCUGAGACAUAAAUCCCAGUU
Papilio xuthus (Asian swallowtail) is the source of this 2222-nucleotide messenger RNA. It is a transcript of the gene MFS16, whose product is annotated as major facilitator superfamily transporter 16. Gene Ontology annotation, molecular function: transmembrane transporter activity. The transcript is spliced from 14 exons. Lineage: Eukaryota; Metazoa; Arthropoda; Insecta; Lepidoptera; Papilionidae. The coding region runs from base 238 to 1908 and encodes 556 amino acids. Gene Ontology annotation, cellular component: membrane. Gene Ontology annotation, biological process: transmembrane transport. The record is from RefSeq and is a predicted model, not a curated record.